Molecule: messenger RNA, 666 nt
Organism: Aspergillus nomiae NRRL 13137
Lineage: Eukaryota; Fungi; Ascomycota; Eurotiomycetes; Eurotiales; Aspergillaceae
Exons: 1
Coding region: 1-666 (221 amino acids)
Source: RefSeq, a predicted model, not a curated record
AUGAACUCGACGCCACAUUCCGACCCAACUGCGAUGUUUGGACUUACUGGAACCUCCCCUGGGGUGAAUGGUGAUGGAUUCGAUAUCUUCGAGUGGUACCCCCACUAUCAGAAUUGCCAGCGUUACUUCCUCGACCAUGCACAACAUAGUACCACCGUUCAGGCACUUUCAACAUUCUUAAAUAUCCGCCUCCCGUUUCAACGUCAACCACACCCUGUGUUCAAUUCUUCCACCGAUCACACCCCAACUGCCAAUACCGCAUCUCCGUCAACUUCCAAUCCAAAUCCUCCCCCGCCUGUCUCUCUGAUCCCUUAUAUUCGUCGUCUUGUGGCUACGGGGAUGGAUUUCCCCGGUGUACUACAUGGAUUCUUCGGCGACGAUUGGGGGUCUGGCGUUGGGUUUCUGCAUGAGCAAGAGCGUCGCAACUAUCUUUUCGCCGCGAAGAGUGGGGGCUGGGCUUGUGUGAAAAAGGACUACGAUAUCUCUCCCCUAGAGACCAUUCCUUUCUUGCGUCCCUUGCAAGGACCCUUGGAUUCGGAGAUCGAAGCGGCCGAGAGGAGCUGGAGUGAGUGGCUUGCGAUGGAAGAUUGGAUGGUUGGACCACGGCGCGACCUCCUUCGUGACUCCUCUUCACUAAUGUCGCGACCCCGAAGUUCGCGAGGUUGA